UGGCGCAGGCGAUUAUCUGCGGGGCGCUGGGUGUUGUGUGUCCUGCGGGCAGGGCCGGAGUUACAAGCGCCAGGAAUCCAGACGGUCCGGACAGACCGAGAUGACGCCGAGUCCCGCGUUGCUGCUCCUGCUGCCGCCGCUGCUGCUGGGGGCCCUCCCGCCGGCCGCCGCCGCCCGAGGCCCUCCCAGGAUGGCGGACAAGGUGGUCCCACGGCAGGUGACCCGGCUGGGCCGCACCGUGCGGCUGCAGUGCCCUGUGGAGGGGGAUCCACCACCAUUGACCAUGUGGACCAAGGACGGCCGCACCAUCCACAGCGGCUGGAGCCGCUUCCGCGUGCUCCCCCAGGGGCUGAAGGUGAAGCAGGUGGAGCGGGAGGAUGCCGGCGUGUACGUGUGCAAGGCCACCAACGGCUUUGGCAGCCUGAGCGUCAACUACACCCUUGUCGUGCUGGAUGACAUUAGCCCAGGGAAGGAGAGCCUGGGCCCCGACAGCUCCUCUGGGGGUCAAGAGGACCCCGCCAGCCAGCAGUGGGCGCGACCACGCUUCACACAGCCCUCCAAGAUGAGGCGCCGGGUGAUUGCACGGCCUGUGGGCAGCUCCGUGCGGCUCAAGUGCGUGGCCAGUGGGCACCCUCGGCCCGACAUCACGUGGAUGAAGGACGACCAGGCCUUGACGCGCCCAGAGGCCGCCGAGCCCAGGAAGAAGAAGUGGACGCUGAGCCUGAAGAACCUGCGGCCGGAGGACAGCGGCAAAUACACCUGCCGUGUGUCGAACCGCGCGGGUGCCAUCAACGCCACCUACAAGGUGGAUGUGAUCCAGCGGACCCGCUCCAAGCCCGUGCUCACAGGCACGCACCCCGUGAAUACGACGGUGGACUUCGGGGGGACUACGUCCUUCCAGUGCAAGGUGCGCAGCGACGUGAAGCCGGUGAUCCAGUGGCUGAAGCGUGUGGAGUACGGCGCCGAGGGCCGCCACAACUCCACCAUCGAUGUGGGUGGCCAGAAGUUCGUGGUGCUGCCCACAGGCGACGUGUGGUCGCGGCCCGAUGGCUCCUACCUCAAUAAACUGCUCAUCACCCGCGCCCGCCAGGACGAUGCGGGCAUGUACAUCUGCCUGGGCGCCAACACCAUGGGCUACAGCUUCCGCAGCGCCUUCCUCACCGUGCUGCCAGACCCAAAACCGCCAGGGCCACCUGUGGCCUCCUCGUCCUCGGCCACUAGCCUGCCAUGGCCCGUGGUCAUCGGCAUCCCGGCCGGCGCCGUCUUCAUCCUGGGCACCGUGCUCCUGUGGCUUUGCCAGGCCAAGAAGAAGCCAUGCACCCCCACUCCUGCCCCUCCCGUGCCUGGGCACCGCCAGCCAGGGACAGCCCGUGACCGCAGUGGAGACAAGGACCUUCCCACGUUGGCCGCCCUCAGCGCUGGCCCCGGUGUGGGGCUGUGUGAGGAGCAUGGGUCUCCAGCAGCCCCCCAGCACUUGCUGGGCCCAGGCCCAGUUGCUGGCCCCAAGUUGUACCCCAAAGUCUACACAGACAUCCACACACACACACACACACACUCACACACACACUCACACGUGGAGGGCAAGGUCCACCAGCACAUCCACUAUCAGUGCUAGAUGGCACUGCCUCUGCGGUGGGCGCAUGGGGCCGGCCAGACAGGCAGGCUGGGAGGCUGGAGGACGGUGCUGCAGACGAAGGCGGACCCAUGGCGAGGAGGAAUGGCCAGCACCCCGGGCGCUCUGUGUGAGGCAUAGCCCCUGGACACACACACACAGACACACACUGCCUGGAUGCAUGUAUACACACACAUGCGCACACACGCUGCCUGAACACAGGCACACGCAGACAUGCUCCCGGAACGCAUACGCAUGCGUGCACAUGCGCAGGCAUGCUGCCUGGACACACAGAUAUGCUGCUCAAACGCAUGCACAUGCACACAGACAUGCCAGAACAUACAUGGACAUGCUGCCUGAACACAUCACACACAUGCACAGAUACGCUGCCUCGACACACACAUGCAUACACGUGCAGAUAUACUGCCUGGACACACACACGCAGAUAUGCUGCCUGGACACACACACACACAUGCACAGAUAUGCUGCCUGGACACAUCACACACAUGCACAGAUAUGCUGCCUCGACACACACAUGCAUACAUGUGCAGAUAUACUGCCUGGACACACGCAGAUAUGCUGCCUGGACACAUGCACACACAUGCACAGAUAUGCUGCCUGGACACACGCACACACAUGCACAGAUAUGCUGCCUGGACACACGCACACACAUGCACAGGUAUGCUGCCUGGACACACAUACACGCACAGAAAUGCUGCCUCGACACACACACAUACAUGCGCAGACAGGCCGCCUGGACACACACAGGCAGUUAUGCUGUCCGGACACACGCACACAUGCAGAUACGCUGUCUGGACACACACGUGUGCAGUUAUGCUGCCUGGACACACGCACACACAUGCGCAGAUAUGCUGCCUGGACACGAGCAGAUAUGCUGUCCGGACACGCACACACAUGUGCAGAUACGCUGCCUGGACGCAUGCGGACUGAGGUGCUUUUCAGAGGGUGUGCUGCGAGGCCCGCAGUGCGUGUGCAGUGAGGCUCAUAGUUGAUGAAGGACUCUCCCUGCUCCACCGUCACUCCCCCACCCCUGCCCGCCUCUGCCCUCGCCUGGCCUUCGAGGCUAUUUUUGCCACCUGUCUUGGGUGUCCAGGAGUCCCCUACUGCUGUAGGCUGGGGCUGGGGGCACAGCAGCCCCAAGCCUGAGAGGCUGGAGCCCAUGGCACUCCCACCGCAUUCUCCCCCUGCCAGCGAGAAGGAGCCUUGGUAUUUAUAUUUAAGAAAUGAAGAUAAUAUUAAUAAUGAUGGAGGGAGGGCUGGGUUGCAGGGACUGUGGUCUCUUCUGGGGCCCGGGACCCGCCUGGUCUUUCAGCCACGCUGAUGCCUGCACCCCGUCCAGGCCAGGCACCACCCCCCACCCCACUGUCGUGGUGGCCCCAGAUCUCUGUAAUUUUAUGUAGAGUUUGAGCUGAAGCCCCGUAUAUUUAAUUUAUUUUGUUAAACAUGAAAGUGCAUCCUUUCUCUCCAG
Messenger RNA from Macaca mulatta (Rhesus monkey), 3101 nucleotides. RefSeq names its product fibroblast growth factor receptor like 1 (gene FGFRL1). The record is from RefSeq and is a predicted model, not a curated record. Gene Ontology annotation, molecular function: fibroblast growth factor binding; fibroblast growth factor receptor activity. Gene Ontology annotation, cellular component: plasma membrane. Lineage: Eukaryota; Metazoa; Chordata; Mammalia; Primates; Cercopithecidae.